Euleptes europaea (tarantolino) is the source of this 1836-nucleotide messenger RNA. RefSeq names its product tripartite motif containing 16 (gene TRIM16). The record is from RefSeq and is a predicted model, not a curated record. The transcript is spliced from 6 exons. The coding region runs from base 1 to 1779 and encodes 592 amino acids. Gene Ontology annotation, molecular function: protein binding; zinc ion binding. Lineage: Eukaryota; Metazoa; Chordata; Lepidosauria; Squamata; Sphaerodactylidae.
AUGGCUAACCCGGAAUCAAGCACUCUGGAAAAGCCGUCCGAAGAACUGGCACGAGAAGCCUCAGACCCUGUGGCAAACGGACAACCGAUCUGUGCUGAGUGUGAAGGCGCAGAGCUGCAAAACGGAGUGGAACCUCUGUCGGACCCUGAAAUAGCAGACAUCUCUUGCAACGGAGCCAACUAUGCAAGCAAUUUAACUCUAAAUGGAUCUAAGGAGGAGCCCCCAGGCCUCACUGGCUUGGUGAGCGAAGGGGACACAGCAGCCCAAGAAGAGGUUCUUUGCGAUUUCUGCUUGGGUGACAAGAGCCAGGCAGUGAAGUCUUGCUUGACCUGCAUGGUCAAUUAUUGUCAGGAUCAUCUGCGCCCACACUUGGAGAUUGCCAAACUGCAGGCUCAUAAGCUCAGGGACCCGCUGAAGGACAUUGACAUGCAAAGCUGUGAGGCCCACAAGAGUCCCUUCAGCUGGUUCUGCCAAAAUGACCUUGGCUGUGUCUGUGAGGAGUGCCUGGCUGAUGGACACCAAGGGCACGAGACUGUGGCCUGUGCGGUGGCCAGGAAAGAAAAAGAGUAUGAACUUCUUCAGAUCCAAGCAGAAUAUGACUGGAAACUGAAGUCAGCUGAAAAUGCAAUUAUCAAACUGGAAAAGAAUUCAAAGUCAAUUGUGAGUUCAGUAUCUGAAGUGAAAGACGUGGUAGAACGGCAAUUUGAGGAAUUGCUGCAAGCAGUCAAGAAGGCCCACUCUGAUGUGCUAGCUUUCCUUGAAGAGAAGGAGCAUGCCGCAGUUAAUCAUGCCAAUGGUAUAAAGAUCCACCUUGAAAACAAGCGAGUGACAAUGGAAGAAUGUAAGAUCAGGCUGGAGAAGAUGGCCACCCACACCAAUGACAUCCUCUUUCUAAAGGAAUACUGUGAAUUCAAAAAGAGUUCAGGAGACGACACAUUGCCCAGUGUGUAUAUUGGCUUAAAAGAUAAGUUGUCAGGGAUCCGAAAGAUUGUCUCAAAUGCCACUGAACAUCUUUUACAACUUUUACAAACUACCUAUAAUGAUAAGUUGCAAGAGUUUGCCAAAGAUGAGGAUGCUGGUAUCAAAACCAUGGUGUCUGCAAUUGUUCCAUCCAAACAUCGCCUGUCAGCUCCAGAACCCGAGAGCAGGAGUGACUUCCUUAAAUAUACCUUUCCAUUAACAUUUGACCCAGUUACAGCUCAUCGGUAUUUAAGGCUGUUGGAUGACAACCACAAAGUCACCAACACCACACCAUGGGAGCACCCGUACCCAGAUGACCCAGAGCGGUUUCAGCACUGGCGCCAAGUUCUAUCAGGCAAGAGCUUGUACAUUGGGCGCUACUACUUUGAAGCGGAGAUAUCGGGGGCCGGCAUUUACAUUGGCAUGACGUACAAGAGCAUUGACCGGAAAGGUUCCGAGAGCAACAGCUGCAUCUCAGGGAACAACUUCUCCUGGUGUCUCAAAUGGAACGGCAAGGAGUUCUCAGCCUGGCACAGCGAUAUGGAGACGCCAUUGAAAACCCAGGGAUUUGGCAGGGUAGGAGUCUAUUUGGAUUACCCCAGGGGCACCCUUUCUUUUUAUGGCAUCGCUUUGGAUGCCAUGACUCUCCUGCAUAAAUUUGAGUGUAAGUUUGCUGAACCGCUGUACCCUGCCUUCUGGUUACCAAAGAAAGAAAACUGUGUGCGGAUUGUCAAUUUACGGGAAGAAGCUGAACAGAAUCCAGUACCUCCUACUCCCUUAGGAGAAGCAGCGGCAAGUACAAAGUCUGUCGAUUCAUAAUGGAGCCAGUGAUUGGAUGGUACAAUCAUGGGAAAUACUUACUGGAUGUAGAUCAGU